AUGCACACGGAGGUUUGUUUGCCCAGUGUUCGCUUAAAGGCGCAGCUGCGAACCGAAAUUCGCCUACUCUUACGUAGCAGUAAAACCUCCGAUAAGGCCUGCACAGCAAAAAUGGACUACUGGAUUCUACUAGUGCUGGCAUUUCUGGUGGCAGAUAAGUCAUGGCAUUUAACUGGGCUGCUAGCUACGAAGCUGACUUCGCCCGAGAGAUUACAGCAGUUGAUCAGGGAGCGGCAGGAGCUGCACCAGCAACAGCAGUCAUUGAGCGCGCAGGACCACUACGCCAAGUGGACCAAGAACAACCGCCGCUUGGACGUGCUGGACCGCGACAUUGCUCGCGUCCGUAAGAACUACCUGGAAAGUGUGGAGGCGACGAAGGCGCGGCUGGCGAAACUGAAACUGCUUGUGGUCACCGUGCCCUUCACUGCAUUGAAGUUCUACAAGGGCAAGCUGCCAGUGUAUGCGCUGCCCAAAGGCAUGUUCCCUCGCUUCAUCGAGGGUACGCUGGAGCAUGGGUGGCUGUACAUGGCCCUAGCACCGCUCAACAUGAAGCAGUUCAGCGAGGGCGCGUCGGUCGCGGUGUCGCUCGGUAUCUGGCUCUUUGCGUUGCUACGUGUGCUGGGUGCGAUAGAGUUUGUCUUGGAAACUCUUCGAGAGCAGAAUCCGCAGGUAGCCACGGAAACCGCCAAGGUUCAUGCGCGCACCGCGCAAGCCGCCAGUGCGAACUGA
Molecule: messenger RNA, 729 nt
Organism: Eremothecium gossypii ATCC 10895
Lineage: Eukaryota; Fungi; Ascomycota; Saccharomycetes; Saccharomycetales; Saccharomycetaceae
Gene: GET1
Product: GET complex subunit GET1
Exons: 1
Coding region: 1-729 (242 amino acids)
Biological process (GO): tail-anchored membrane protein insertion into ER membrane
Cellular component (GO): GET complex
Source: RefSeq, marked provisional